This is a messenger RNA of Gopherus evgoodei (Goodes thornscrub tortoise), 2163 nucleotides long. RefSeq names its product chromosome 7 C3orf18 homolog (gene C7H3orf18). The record is from RefSeq and is a predicted model, not a curated record. The transcript is spliced from 5 exons. Bases 651 to 1121 code for a protein of 156 amino acids. Lineage: Eukaryota; Metazoa; Chordata; Testudines; Testudinidae.
GAGUGGGCAGCUCCUGGCAUCUUGGAAAAUACAAUGGCAAGUAGAGCAAUAACAGCAGCCGAGGGUCUUCUAUCUCCGGCACAAGCAAUCUGAGUUCCAGUGCCAAAGGUGGCUCGUCAGCCCUGUCUCCACUAAAUCAAAAAUUAUCCAUCUGCUAAAGUCGCUCUCUGCUGUCCAUUGGAAGCAGCUAUCUGUAUGAGGGGGCAAUUUGCUUCUGUCCCCCAGCGUGCACGCAUUCACACACACAUCACCCAACCUUUUGCACUUGUGCUCGUCCUAGUUGUGGUAGGUGACAACGAGGUUAGACAAACAGACAGCAGCUCUCCGGGGACGAGGCCAGCGGCUACUGUGUCUGCGUGGGUUGUGGCUACUCCCCCUGCAUGCCGGCUCGGGAGGCUUGGCCUGGGCUACUCUUCCAAUCUGAGACGGACACUGGAACCAGAAGGGGACUCGAUUCCUCAUCUGGCAGGAAUUAAGGAGAAGCAACAGGAUUCCCUCAAAGAAGAGCCAACAAGGAAGAUGUUGCACAACAGUGCUCACAGGAGGGUCCUUGACAGAAGGGGAGACCCUAUGACUUUGUAGCAGAAAUCGAGGCAUCCUGAGUGGGUGGAGACAGUUCAGUCAGAGAGGACGUGGGGCCCUUGUCCAGGAUGAGUUACAGCAUACCCUCUGUACAUGAUUUGUACCGCAGCACCACUACCACCUCCGAACCAGACCCAGGGUCAACCAUGGACAGGGCUCUACCAGAAACUGCUACUGUAAGCCCUGAAACCACCAACUUUAACAGCAGCAAAAUUCCAGAUGUGGUCAGCAGUGGGCCCGGCCUGAGCACAAUGCUCCUCUCAUUUGGAAUCAUUACUGUGAUUGGGUUGGCUGUAGCAAUGGUUCUCUAUAUCAGAAAGAGGAAGAGGUUAGAGAAGCUGCGGCACCAGCUCAUGCCCAUGUACAAUUUCGACCCCACAGAAGAACAAGACGAGCUGGAACAAGAGCUGCUGGAGCAUGGAAGAGAUGCUGCAUCUUCUCAGGCCACCCAGAACAAGAUCCUCCUGACAAGCCAGGGAACCGUCCAGAGACCCAGCCGUCUUGUGUUCACAGAUGUCGCUAACACUAUCAAUGCAUGAACGACACUUGCCCCUGCUCUGGAUCACUCUGAGAUCAGGGAGAACGGAGCCAACCAGUUACAUACCACAAGCAUGGAUGAGGAUACUAAGCCUACUGAGCACCCCAUCAGUUUGUGCUGCGACUGGGGAGCAGUUCUGGGCAUUUACACACUUCAGGCAGCAAAUGCUUGGUGGUGAUUGGCUGCAGCAACUUUUGGUACGUCCAUCGCUACCAAAGGGCUCUGAGCUACCAUGCCCAGAUUUCAGGAGCGAUCCUGGUUAGUGCCGUCUUACCAAGCUGUGCAGGGAUGAAGAUAAACUGUCUUGAAGCUAAAUCGGUCAGAACGCAGGACCCUACCGAGUCAUGGGAUCGUGGUAGGGGUGGGAGCACUUGUUUUGAAGGGCUUUCCCAAUGAUUUUUUACCAUAACAUCUCACGAUUGGAGUCCUGCAGUGUAAUCUAAUGGUUUCCACAGAGCUUAGACAGCUGCCUGGAGGUGACUUAAGCCCCCUUGAGCUGGGAGGCAGGGCAGCUGUGCCUGCCUCCUUAGCAGUGCCCAUGAGCACAUGAUGUUAUCCCCGGGGCAAGCUCAUCUGUCUUGCCUCUUGUGCUGCCUAGAUUGUUCAGAAACACACUCACAGGGUAGCACUCAGGGUUUCUGCAGCAUGGGUGUUUCACUAGUUUUAAAGGUGAACCAAAGAGCUUUGGAGAAACAAAUUGAUUAAAUAAAUUUAAAGCGAGGAAAUGGUUUAAUGUCCCAGAUAAAUGAUGUAAUAAGAAUGUAGGGACAAGCCACUCAGCUCCUAGAAGCUGGGCCCUCUCAUCUCCCUCUGGCUUAGCCAGGAGUGGCAGUGAUUGGUGACCAGAUACCACAGAAUUAAUAUAAUAAAAAUAAAUGGGCUCGGAUAUACUCCCAUCCACUCCUGUGCUUCGGCCAAGGAAGAUGGUUUUUACAGAGUAAAGUUUUAUGAGGGAAGAACACUUAGAGUGAGUGAAAAUAUAUCAGAGGGGUAGCUGUGUUAGUCUGGAUCUGUAAAAGCAGCAAAGAGUCCUGUGGCACUUU